CUGAUUAGUUUAGCAUAAAUUAUCAGUUAUUUAAUACUUUCGCCUUGCGACGAGGACGGCGUGAAAAAGUGCGCGCACAACAUCGCGCCGCGCGCCGAAAACCAGUCGCGAAGAGAAACCGCAACAAUUUAGUUCGCAUUAUUUCGCUGCCAUGUCGAAUAGUAAGCAGGAGAAUUUGCAGACGUUGAACAUCAACGAGCCACGAUAUGACCAGGGCACGUAUUCCGGCCGAGCGAAACAUUUUUUCAUGGUCACGAAUCCAUUGAACGUACUUCAAAGCGCCUCCACCUUGGAAAGAGCGCGGCAAAUCAUCACAGCCUUCAGAAAGGGUGAAUUGAAGGAACCAAUCACAGUGAAUGAAUUAUGGCGACAAAAAUACAUCUACGAUUCAGCGUUUCACCCCGACACCGGCGAGAAGCAAUUUGUCAUUGGCAGGAUGUCUGCACAGGUGCCAAUGAACAUGAUCAUCACCGGAGGCAUGAUGACCUUCUAUCAAAGCAAUCCGGCGGUCAUCUUCUGGCAGUGGAUCAAUCAAACGUUCAACGCGCUCGUGAAUUACACAAAUCGUAGCGGCGAUGCUGCAAUAUCGGCAAAGCAAUUAGGCACUUCGUACGUCUUGGCGACAACGGGCGCCGUUGGCACAGCGAUGACACUGAAUCAAUACGCAAAACGGCUGCCGCCCAUCGCCGGACGCUUCGUGCCCUUCAUCGCCGUCAUCGCCGCCAACGCCAUUAACAUCCCAUGCAUGCGUAUGCAGGAAAUAACCGAAGGCACACCUGUUUUUGACUCCGAGGGUAACCGCCUAGGUCAAUCCACAGCGGCUGCACGCAGUGGUAUCGCCCAGGUUAUCUUCAGCCGGGUGGUAAUGGCGGCACCCGGUAUGAUGCUCACGCCAUUCGUAAUACAGCACCUCGACAACAAGGGAAUCUUCAAACGGCGUCCAUGGUUGAAUCUCCCAAUCCAACUGGGCGUGGUUGGAUUCUUCCUUAUUUUCGCCACGCCUCUCGCGUGUGCCGCAUUUAAACAGAAAGCUGAGAUCAGCUUUAACAGCUUAGAAUCCAGCCUACAGGAAGAUAUACGGAAAAAUCGUGGUGAUAAUGUACCAAAGUCACUUUUCUACAAUAAAGGAUUGUAAAUUGUUAAAAGUCGCGCAUGCGCAUGCAUGGAUGAACAUAUCAGUACAGGGUACACCUACCUCCUCAUCACAAUCGCGGAUAUGUGAAACUCAUGACCAGAGGCAACCUUAGCAUUAAAUUAGUGUUCAGACAAUAAUUGUCACGCGCUGAAGGUGCAAAUUAGACUAAUAAAUAUUAAUAUAUU
Molecule: messenger RNA, 1320 nt
Organism: Dalotia coriaria
Lineage: Eukaryota; Metazoa; Arthropoda; Insecta; Coleoptera; Staphylinidae
Gene: Sfxn1-3
Product: Sideroflexin-1-3
Exons: 3
Coding region: 152-1135 (327 amino acids)
Biological process (GO): monoatomic ion transport; serine import into mitochondrion
Cellular component (GO): mitochondrial inner membrane
Molecular function (GO): monoatomic ion transmembrane transporter activity
Source: RefSeq, a predicted model, not a curated record